AUGCACAUUUAUGUACGAAACUUAUUCGACUUGGCCUUUUUUAUGUUUUGUUUGAAUUUCGUUUCCAUCAUUUCUAUAGCGUUUUUUUUUUUAUUUCUCUUUUCUUUUUUCUCUCUCUCUCUCUCUCUCUCUCCCGCCCUGCGAUCCCUUUCUCUCUCUUGCUCUCGAUUUUCUUUACUGCCAUUCUUCUGUUACGCUCCCUAUUUCCCAUCUGUUUCUUUCCCUCCUUACCUCUCAUCGCACUGGCUCACUACUUUCCUCCCACGCCUAUAUUUUCCUUCUCUACCUCCUCAUUUGCCCCAUUCUUUCCUUACCUCCCCAUCCGGUACUAUAUUCAUCCAUCUCCCCUCGUUUUCAUUUCUGCCCAUCCCAUCCUAUCCCUCUCCACAUCGAUCUUCUUGCAAAGACUUAUCUCUCCUCGAUAUGCGUGAAGUAAAACUGUUUAAACUUAAAGAACAAAUGUCCUCCCCUCUUUAUUCUUUCUUCUCUUGA
Acanthosepion pharaonis is the source of this 492-nucleotide messenger RNA. NCBI's taxonomy places the organism in Eukaryota, Metazoa, Mollusca, Cephalopoda, Sepiida, Sepiidae. The record is from the annotation of a GenBank genome assembly.